GGACAGAAAGAAACAUAGCAAGAACAAAAAAAUUGAAAAGUUAAGAAGUUCGGUCUUAAAAGGAAAAAAAUAAUAAUAGAAAUGGCUGGAACUAAAGAUUUACCAGCUCUUCCUGAAGGGCAAGAAAGCUAUGCUGGAAUACCAAAGGCUGUGUUUGUUGACGAUGUUGAACAAUUUAUGGCCUUACCAGAAAAUAACUUUCAGGCAGAGAAAGUUUUGAAAUCGCUUGACGAACAACAUAGCAAAUAUAAAUUUAUGGAAAUGAACAUGAUUGCUCGUAAGCGACGAUUAAGACAACAACUUCCCGAUCUCCAAAAGUCACUUGAGAUGAUUAAAAUUUUAAAAGAGCAAGAAGAAGAUGAGUUACAAACAAACAUUCUUCUAAGUGAGCAAGUUUUUGUAAAGUCAGUCAUCCAGAAAACAAAGACAGUAUGUCUAUGGCUUGGUGCUAAUGUCAUGCUCGAAUAUCCAUUGGAUGAAGCUGAAGAGCUAUUAAAACAAAACUUAGAUUCAGCUAGUAUGAAUCUUCGGUGUCUUGAGCAUGAUCAACAAAGUUUCUUAUCAAUCAUCUUGUUAACUUAUCUUGUCAACUUUAUCAACGCGAUGGGAAUAAAAUUUCGUUGGUUUCGUCAUCGGCUAACAUUAGAACAGCCUGAAAGAGUUGAAGUAAGUCCAGUUCUGUUAAGGACAACUUCAUUUACAGAAUAUCGAGAGAAUUGUUCGAUAGGCGUUUAUCAUGAUCGUCAAAGUAUUUUCCGUAUGCCAUUCAAGAACAAAAUAAAUUUUACGAAGCCUUCAAGUCGUGAUGAUACUCAGAUAACGACAAUUCAACAAACUGCUUCAACAUCAAAUAAAUUGUCAGAAAGAGAAAAGGAAAUUGCCAUGAUUGAGAAGAACGAAAGUUUAAAACGUAAAAUUCAUGAACAAUUGCAAUCACGCAACAGCGCAUCGAUGCCUGACUUGGUGAUGCGUCAGGAUUUAAGCCCAAAGCAAUACAGAGAACGAUCAGUUGAUGAUUAUGAGAUUCAAGAAAUUACUCAAGAUCUUCAAACACCAAAGAUAAACAUCGUGAAAGUUCAAUCGAUUGAGGAUUUAAACGUGUCUGCUAUUGACAAUUCUGAAAGCUCAGAAAAACCACAAAAUUUUGAUUCAAAUAUUCAAAUUCAUUCAAAUAAUAUCAACAACGAAGAAAACGAAAAAACGUUCGAAAAUGGUGAAGAUAAGAAAGAAGAUAAAAACGAAAUUAAAGAUUCCGUGGAAAAAGCCGUAAAAUUCCAAGAAGUAAAUUCCGAUUUCUAUGAAAAAACAUUCGAAGCGCAAAUAGAAAAAGCUGAGAGUGCUAAAUCGUUAGGUUCACCUGAAGCUGCGUUACCACCCACGCCCAUGAAACGUAAAUCAAGGGAAGAUAGCUUUGAAAAGCCAAGAGUUGAGUUGAAAAAACCGAAAGAAGCAACUAUCAAUGAAAUUGUUGAGAAUAUUGAAAUUCCGACAACUCCACCACGUAUCAAACCAAGAACGAAAAAAUUAAUUCAUCGCACAUCCAGCGCUUCAACGACCAACAACGUUCAGAAGAUCGAAAAUGCUUCAAAUGAUGAUGACAAGUCAAUCGUUACUAAUUCUGAUAACAUUGUAGCUGAUGAGAUAUUUCUGAAAGUAAAAGUUAAAACUGAAGUGAAACAUUCUGAACAAUCAAAUCCAAAUGAAAUAUCAGAAGUUGAUUCAAAGGUCCAAGGAAGAAAAUUGUCUGUGGGUGAUGUAAGAACCUUUACAGUUGUUUCAAAUUUGAACACAGAUUACAAAAACGAUGAGGAAGUAAAUCAAACAACUGAUACAAGAUUUACUGUCGAGGAAGUUAAUGAUAAACUUCCCGAUGUUACUGAUAAUGACAAAGUCACAUUAAAAACAAUUGAAAUCCCUGUCGAGGUUUUUGAACCUUUGAAUAAUGAAAAGAAAAACGAGAAAAGUUUAACACCACCGAUUUCUGUUAUCAAAAAGUUUGAAGAUGGAACUAUUUCAUCAAUAGAAAUUGUUGAUAUUAAAGCAGAAGAUGAAGAAACAACAAACGAUAAUCUUCUCGCACCCAAAUCCAUUUUGAAGUCAACAGAAAGUUCUGUCAGUCCAGUGCCUAAGAAAAUAUCAUUUCAUAGUGAAACACAAAUAAUUUCGCGACCUGACUCGAUAACAAUGAGUUCCGAUAGUGAAGAAGACGAUGUUUGGAAUCGCGUAGAUAAACAUCGCAAUCAACUUAAUAAGGUUGUAGCUGAUGAUUCUGAUAUUCCACCUCCAUUACCUACAACUCCACCACCAUCAUUAGAUGAUGAAAAAUCAAUUUCAUUUGCAUAA
Clunio marinus is the source of this 2343-nucleotide messenger RNA. The record is from the annotation of a GenBank genome assembly. Lineage: Eukaryota; Metazoa; Arthropoda; Insecta; Diptera; Chironomidae.